Molecule: messenger RNA, 5812 nt
Organism: Oncorhynchus kisutch (coho salmon)
Lineage: Eukaryota; Metazoa; Chordata; Actinopteri; Salmoniformes; Salmonidae
Exons: 17
Coding region: 2523-5204 (893 amino acids)
Source: RefSeq, a predicted model, not a curated record
GGGUAUUGCGCGGGUAAGUUUGUUUGCUAGCUAGCCUGCUUAGUAAGGUUGGCUUCAUAGCAAUCACAGAAAAAUAAAGUGGUGACAGCUGCAUAGAAGUACGGUAUUUGACAAAGAGUUAAAGGGUAUAUUGGGAGGUGGUGUCCCGUCCCCCAGGCCGUUUGCAUGGUGUACUGUACUACCCGAUAGGAUCAUGUAGUGGAAUGGUAACGUUAGUGGGUUUUUAAUGAGUGUAGGUAGCAGCUGCAGAGAAAGACCUUGGAGUACGAGAUUUUACUGCAGAAUAAGUAAUGGGGGGUGAUUUUAAUGAAAUAGGGGUAUAUACUGUAGGUGUAGGGUUAUUCCUGUUCCUAUUUAUUUUAGGAACAGGAAUAAUGAGAAUUUAAUGUAGGUAGGAAAUGACUGGCCUCACUUUAGUAUAGCAGCGGUGUAUGUACAUUUAAAUUGUAUGCGAUAGGCCAAUCCCGAAGGAGAAUCAAAUCAAAUGUAUUUAUAAAGCCCUUCUUACAUCAGCUGAUAUCUCAAAGUGCUGUAUAGAAACCUAGCCUAAAGCCCCAAUCAGCAAUGCAGGUGUAGAAGCAAUGCAGAGAAGAGGAUAGCUGGCUUGUGCUUGUAGUCAAAUAAUAAAAAAAGAUGUUCAACGAAAUCUUUUUUCGUGCGCGUGUAGUGUCCGUUAUGGAAACUUUAACAGCAGCAGCCGUGCGAGCAGUGUGUCAAAUAAUGGAAGAAAGCUACGCUGCCCUUCGUGUGGAAAUGGAGUGUAGCCAUGAACCGAACAGGAAGCCCCUGACGAUGGAGAAGGAGACUGUGCAAGCAUUCAAACCUUGCCGUUCUCCUGAUCGUAUACAAAUGGAAGGUUUGAGAAAGACCCCUGUUGAUGAACAGCAGGAUGAAGACGUGGCCAGUGGUGCUGAUAUGGAAGAUGAUCCCAUGGACCACGAUGAUCUCACAGGUCAUGAUGAUUACACUCCACUGUUACCGAUGUCAUCGCAAGGACCAUCACAGCCUGUUAAACCAAAGACCACAUCCUCUCUGGUUAAGCUUACGGAAGAUGAGGUGCACCAUUCGAUUGUUCCUGUCAAUUCUCUACUAUCACUCACAAGAUGCACAACCUGCUGCAAAUUGUUCCACUGUCCACUUUGUCUCAGCUUUAAACCAACCAAACGCUCAAGAUUACAGCGCCAUGUUGAUGUGCACCUGAAAAAUGCGGUGUCUUUCAAAGAUAAAAAGAUUUGUAAAUGCAAUUUGGACUGUAGGACAGAUGGCCAUUAUCACUGCCCCCAGUGUGAGAGAACUAUCAUCAGGAGGGAUGCCAUGACAAGUCAUCUGCUGUUGUGUCAAGGGGCUUCAUCUCCUGUUUCAUCAGCUGCACUGCCCUCUACGCAUGCUGUACUCCCCACACCUGCUGUAAACCAGCGUAUUAAAAUCACCACCCAUAUCCAACUGCCUCAAAGACCAGCCUAUAGGACUCUGACGACUAUGUGUGAUCACUGUGGCUUUGUGCUCCUGAGAAAGAACUUGAAGCAGCACCUGCUGAGGAAACACCCAGAGAUAGCCACUCCAUUGGAGGGAGCACAAUCAGAUCCUGUGUCUGUGGCACAACAACACGGCACCAUGAAACAUGCUGAAGGGACCAGACGGAGACUGGCCGCCACCUGCACCAUAUGUGGGCGUACGGUGACCAUGAAGAACAUGCGAGCACACAUGAACAGAAAACACCCUGAUUCCUGGUAGAUGCCUGCUUUGCAAACAGGCAUUAUAGCCUGAUCCCAGAUCUGUUUGUGCUUUUGUCAUUGAGAAGCAAAACAAUUUGGCCAAGAGAAAGAGUACAAGGAGUGGAAUGUUAGCAAAACAGGUUCUGGAUUUCAGGAUAUAGGCUUCAUGCAUCAACUACUUAAUUGAUGGCUGAAUUAUAUUAUAAUUUUUUUUAAUAACAAAUCUUGUACUUUCAUGUUGUAUAUAUUUUUUACCAUACAAAUGGAGAAAAUUGCAUUUGUUAAUCUGACCCUUCAGUCUAUUGGGUUACGGUUAUGACCUGGCUGCCAGUUCCAUUUCCAAGGCCUGAGUGCUGGUCUUGCAAACAAGCACAACAAACAAUUGGAGAGGAAAACUAUAAACAUUUGGUUAUUUUGAACAUUUCUUGCAGUCUCUAUAACUUGUUAAAGUUUACUAUUGUACAAAGUAUGUUGAAAAGCUGGGGAAUCAUGCUCCACUCACUCACACCAAAUAAUGGUGGUUCAAAUCUAGGCUGUAAUCUGCUGUAAUCAAGUUAUUUCGUUUAGAACAAAAUAUGUAAGAAGCUGCUAGACUCAAGGGCGUAUCUAAACGUGUAUUUACGGUAUUUCACCGGCCCGCCCAACCUCAUCAGCUGUCCGGAAUUAAUCCAAAGAAAACUUCCGGAGGAGGUGAAGAGGUGUGAAAAGGCGAAGCCACCAUCUGAUAACAAAGAGGAUGUUCACUGUAGCCUUCUCACAUCACAGUAGGAACAAAUUAGAUUGAUUGUUGUAGUCUACUUGGUAACCAUGUCUCACGAACUCGCUUUUCGUUGUCGCGUCACCUCCAUUAUGGAAGCUUUGACAGCAACAGUCGUGCAAGAAAUCUGUCAAUUUAUGGGAGAAAGCUAUGCUGCUCUUCGAGUGGAAAUGUUGCAUGAACAAAAUAAAAAAGAGACAAGGAUGGAGAAGCCAGCGAACUGCCCCAAGAACUUUUCAAAACCUGUUAGCCCACCAAGUUUGGGAAACUUUCCAAUCGUGGGGCAGAUCCUGAAUAAACAAGAGGCCAACUAUCAUUGGCUAGAAGACGGUGCUGUUUUUGAAGGCCUAGCAUCACCGGUGCCAGAGACGGAGAGACAAGAGCCAUCACAGCCCCCUGGUCAGAUUACAGACACGGUACCAUGGCCAGUAUGGCUCAUCAAACAGGAGGAAAUGGCUGAUGAUGAUUUGGAAUCGGAAGGUUACGGCGAGUGGAUUCCAGAGACUCCCAAGGCAAGCCAGAAUAUCACAGGAGAAAGUGAUGAGGAAGAGAGAAGUCAAGCCUCUGGGGGAUCCAGAGAACUUGGACUCGAUGACUUCAAGAGAGAACAGAGUCCGUUGCUGGUGUCAGCUGAGGAUGCUGUGACACCCAUAAAGACAAAGUAUAAAGCACGCAUGUUAGAACACACUGGGAAGCCACGUUUCCGCUGCGAUAUCUGCGGUGAGAAAUUCCAGCGUCAGAGCGGCUUGACCAGGCACCAGCGGCACAAACACAACACCGUGAAAACCUACAGUUGCACUGUGUGUGGGAAAGGGUUCACCUACAUCAAAUCUCUCAACACGCAUGAGCUCACGCACUCUGAUGUCUCUAUCAGUUCAACUAUAACUCUGGAUGAAGCCAAGGCAAGGAAAAGAGGUCUGACUGAUGAACCCACAGACAGAAAUGCAGCGAGAGAUAUGAUCAGUGCCAUCCUUCACUCAAAGCCAGGUGGAGAAAAGAUAUUCCAGGAGUAUGGGAAAACCAAAGGUCUUACGGAUAGCACACGGAGACUGAUGGUGAACAUUAUUGUGGCCGACAUGAUGGAAAAUCAUGGUAGGAUCCCCCCAUCAAGUGUCCGCACCAACUACGCCCUGGGGAUUGUGACUUUAUUCCCCUUCUUGAAUGAUCCAGAUUCAGAGCAUGGUUAUGAACAAUAUUACGACGCAGCUAGUGGGUCUGGUUAUCUGACCUGGAGAAUAAAGACAGUGGGGCGCAACAAAUCAUGUAAGACCAAGAGGAGAACCAAGUCCACCUAUCAAAAUGGUCCAAAGGCUCAACACAGUUCCCCUUCAGCUGUUGAGGAACUGUUAGAUGAACAAGUGUCCAUGUCUGAGGUCUUGAUCUGCUCAGUUGGGUCUGAUUCCUCUGGAUCAGCUUUAACUCUGGAAAAAUCCAAGGCACGAAAAAGACGACUGACUGAUGAACCUACAGACAGAAAUGCAGCAAGAGAUAUGAUCAGUGCCAUCCUUCACUCAAAGCCAGGUGGAGAAAAGGUGUUCCAGGAGUAUGGGAAAACCAAAGGUCUUACGGAUAGCACACGGAGACUGAUGGUGAACAUUAUUGUGGCCGACAUGAUGGAAAGUCAUGGGAGGAUCCCCCCAUCAAGUGUCCGCACCAACUAUGCCCUGGGGAUUGUGACUUUAUUCCCCUACUUGAAUGAUCCAGAUUCAGAGCAUGGUUAUGAAAAAUAUUAUGAUGCAGCUAGUGGAUCUGGUUACCUGGCCUGGAGAAUAAAGACAGUGGGGCGCAACACGUCAUGUAAGACCAAGAAGAGAACCAAGCCCACCUAUCAAAAUGGUCCCAAGGCUCAGCGAAGUUGCCCUUCAGCUGUUGAGCAACUUUCGGGGGAUGAAUGCAAAGAGGCGAUAUCUGUGCUUCAGCAUACAACAACUAAUGAGUCACUGGUUCGAGAGAAGAUGAUGGCGACGUUCCAAUACAGACAGCAGGUGGUUCAUGAUCCGGGGAAGUCCUCAACUGUCCUAGAUGUCUUCCCCAGAUUCCUUGACACUACAGGCUUGAUCAACCAAGAUUUCACCAGACUUUUCGGAGAGGUGGUGUCUGGGACAUUUAUGGCGAAGUGGCCAACAUUUUUCAAACCCAGGGUCAUCGCAGAUUGCAAAACCCUUCCCUUCAGUGAACCUGUGGAAGACCUCCUCUCAUCUGCUCAGCAGGAAUCCAAUGAUUAUGGAUGGGAGAGUGACUUGGCAGCCAUUUUGUUGCUUCUGCAUCUCCUACCCCCGACCUCAAAGGGCCCGAAGACCGCAAAGAUCCGUACCUCUCAAGCUGCUGACCAUCUGGUUAGAUUUAUGAAGGUAGGGACAAGUGUGGUGACCUUCCUUGAGACAGUUGGAUAUGAGCAGCAGCCCUUCCUCCUCUGUGUCGGUGAAAGGAAGAACAGCCUUCAGAAGUUUUACAUCGUCGUUGACCAGAAGGCCAUCCCAUGCAAGGCCCAAACAUCAGUGGCAGCUUUUGACGAGCUCUUUAAGGCACACUAUGUCUUCAGUGUGUCCUACCAUGAAGCAUUGUGUAACUUCUACACAUUCAUCCAGACCACCGUGUACGGUAUCGACGUGGGGAAGGCAAAGGAGUCCUCAAGAGUCAAGGAGAUUAGAGUAAGGCUGCUUAACAAAGACCAGGGGAGUGGUGCCGCCGGAGCGCAAGGGAGCGGCGCUCCCGCCCUUUUUGCAAUUUGAGAAUAUAAGUUAGUAGUUGAAUAGAGUAGAGCAGUAUCACCAUCUGCUCUAUUUCGCUCCUGAAACAGUAACUCAAGAAGAUCUAAGUGCGUAUCCCCCAUGAAGCUGAUUGAGAUCAAAUGAUUGUCAUGCAGAUGCAGUUUGGACAUUUCACCGGUAAAACUCAUAAUUAUCGUUCACCAAUGACACUGAUGGCCUAUUUGUAAAUUAGAUGCCCUCAAACACCAAGUUCGGUAUAUUACAUUUUAGUGAGAGAGUGUGAGCAUAGGGCAGAUGUUGCAGUUGGAGAAUGCAUUUUGUGCAUAUUGUAUUAUAAUAUUCAUUAGGUUACAUCUGUCAGUACGAACUUUGACGGUAAAAUGAUGUAAUUCACUUUUUGGGGGUUGGCUCCCGAACCUAACAAAAACAAAUGGCACUUUACCACUUACAUAGAUAUGUGAAUUGAGAUGUGUUUACUUGUUUUAUUUGGAAAAUACACUACAGCAGUUGUGCAUUGCUUUUUUGACAAGUUUUAUCAUGGUUUGUCAAUAAAACGUAAUUCAAUCUGGACAGCAAUUGUUGUAGAUGAUAAUAAAUCAGUCAAUUGAAAUAAAUUCAUUAAGCCCUAA